Messenger RNA from Aedes albopictus (Asian tiger mosquito), 2570 nucleotides. RefSeq lists its product as uncharacterized. NCBI's taxonomy places the organism in Eukaryota, Metazoa, Arthropoda, Insecta, Diptera, Culicidae. The coding region runs from base 121 to 1176 and encodes 351 amino acids. The record is from RefSeq and is a predicted model, not a curated record. The transcript is spliced from 2 exons.
AGACCCGAUGACGAGAAAGAAGCGUUCUACGCGCAGUUAGAGCAAACAUACGAUGCUUGCUCGCCGCGUGACGUGAAGAUCGUUGUCGGCGACAAGAACGCGCAGGUAGGAAGGGAGGAAAUGUACAGACCAGUAAUCAGACGAAACAGCCUGCACGCCGUAUCGAAUGAUAACGGCCAGCGAUGCGUAAACUUUGCAGCCUCCCGUGGUAUGGUAGUCCGAAGCACCUUCUUCCCCCGCAAAGAUAUCCACAAAGCCACCUGGAGAUCACCCGACCAACAAACAGAAAAUCAAAUCGACCACGUUCUAAACGACGGUAAAUUCUUCUCGGAUAUAACCAAUGUCCGCACAUACCGCAGUGCGAAUAUAGAUUCGGAUCACUACUUAGUCACUGUAUGCAUGCGCUCAAAACUUUCGACAGUUAUCACCACGCGUCGAAGUCGAACGACGCGACUCAACAUCGAGCAGCUGCGUAACGUAGAAGUGGCUCAAGACUUCGCGCAGCAGUUAGCAGUGGCCCUACCAACGGAAGAGCAGCUUGGCGCAGCUACACUUGAAGAUGGCUGGAGGGACAUCCGAUCUGCCAUAGGUAGUACCUCGGCUACAGCACUAGGCUUCGCGACUCCGAAUCACAGAAACGACUGGUACGACGGCGAAUGUGAACAGUUGAAAAACGAGAAGAAUGCAGCAUGGGCGAGAAUGCUGCAACACCGUACGAGAGCGAAUGAGGCACGUUACAAACAGGCGCGGAACAGGCAGAACUCAGUCUUCCGGAUGAAGAAGCGCCAGCAGGAAGAACGAGAUCGCGAAGCGAUGGAAGAGCUGUACCGCGCUAAGGACACACGAAAGUUCUACGAGAAGCUGAACCGCUCGCGCAGAGGCUUUGUGCCACAAGCCGACAUGUACCGAGAUAAUCACGGGAAUAUUCUCACGAGCGAGCGUGAGGUGGUCGAGAGGUGGCGGCAGCAUUACGAUGAGCACCUCAAUGGCGACAUUGCAAGUACCGGAGGUGGCGUGGUAACAGAUCUAGGAGUAUGUGCACAGGACGAAAGACUUCCGGCCCCUGACCUUCAAGAGAUUGAGGAGAAGGUUGGCCGGUUGAAAAACAACAAAGCCGCUGGAGCAGAUCAACUACCAAGCGAGCUUCUAAAAUACGGUGGAGAACAGGGUUGUUAACGUUAAUCAACGAAUAACGCCGUUAACGUUAAAUUUUGCCAAAAUCAACGUCAACGGCGUUGCGUUGAUUUUUAUGGCAAUUAACGUUAACGUCAACGAAAUGCGUUAAAUUAACGUCAACUAUACCGUUAAUUCUAGCGUUACUUUCUGUUACGUACUUUGGGUUCUGAAAAAUAUGACUCUUCUUAGCCACUUUUUCAGUUGAUCAUAGUAGCCAAGCACACCUAUGUCAAAAUUUUUCACUCAUUUCAAGUUAUCAUUUUGGCAAAGUCCAAUCAGUUUGAUUUCUGAAACGUAACUUCGUGGCCGUGCGGCUAGUUUUACCAACUGCAUCGAGCUGGGAUUCGAUUCCCGCCGCGCCGCAUGUAAGUCCGGUGCCUGUAAUGUCGUGCUUCUUUGAAGAGCAAACCUGGAAUCAAUGAACGUUUUGAUGCUGCUUUACACAACUUUUCAAGUUUUCAAUGUUGCUCGCAUUAUCUGGAUAUUAGAAUGCAAGACAGAAAAUUCCUUGCUGCUGCACUUCCAAUCCCCGAACGCGAGAAAUAAUGUAUGCGCCCCCGGGUCUCUUCCUAAUCUUCGGUUCUGUGAGAUGGCAUUGCCAUUGGCUACGAUACCCACAUGGCGACCGUCGUGUUGUAAGUAAUUUGAUAGGCGACGUUUUUUCUUUUGGAUGAUUACACUGCUGGUUCGUAAACAAGCGGAAAAGCUUCUAACUGCUUUUUAUCCCUGAGGCUAAUGGAUUGGAAUCAAAUUAGUGUGUCCCUCUGGCAAUAAGUUGGCAAUGAUCCUCUCUUAGAGUAAACACCGAAAUUUUCUUGAAUUUGAGUACUGCAAUUUGUAACUUCGGAUAACUAGCAGGCCCUUAGGUAUUCCCGUGAAAAUAAAAUAGAUUAAUUGUCUGAUAAUGGAACAAUGGAAAUUAGCCUUGAAAUACAAAUUGAAAUUUAUUUUCCAACCGAAUCGAUGGCCAUUCAAUAACUUCUGGCGAUUCGGAAGAAAAAAACGCAUCGAAAACCAAUUGCGCUAAUUGCUUCCUCGGAAUGGGACACAUUGCAAUGGGAAUGGGAAAUGAUGUCGAAUGGAAAUGCGUCAUAGAUCCGAUGGUAUCCAUUACCAUAUUGGAUAAUGAAAAAAAAAAAACAUUGAAGAAUAAACAAGAUGAAAGUUCCUUACUUAUGAGAUCAAUACACUUACUGGUGGCUGUUUCCUUUAACAAUAUAGUUCGUCAAAUACUUUUUUCCUGGAAAUUAAGGAAUUCAUCUAGGAACACGAAUUCAUCCAUGGAUUCUUCCAUUAUUUUCUUAAAUAUGGGUUAAUUCUACAAAUUUCUUCAAUAAUUCUCUAACGAGAUUCUUCAAGAUUUCUCUAAGGAUUCCUCCAUGAGAUUUCCAGAA